Molecule: messenger RNA, 1755 nt
Organism: Porites lobata
Lineage: Eukaryota; Metazoa; Cnidaria; Anthozoa; Scleractinia; Poritidae
Source: the annotation of a GenBank genome assembly
AUGCCGCCAAUCCGUGUUUUAAUUCUGGGCCACUCUUUCAUUCGCCGUGUGCACGAUUUUCUUUGCCGCAAUUUUAAUGCGCGCAUUGCGAAAAAUUUAAGUCUAGAUGGCGAUCUGAUCAUAAGAUGGCAUGGGAUUGGAGGUAGAACGGUUUCUAAGACUAGGGAGUACCAUUUAGGUAUAGUAGAGGAGUUCGCUCCCAAUGUAGUGAUCAUGCAAUUAGGUACGAAUGACCUUACCACCAUUUCGGCCGUUGAAACUGGCUCGGCAAUUGAAGAUCUGUGUCGUUUACUUUAUGAGUCAUAUGGAGUGGAAUUGAUUUGCGUUUGUCAAACCCUUUACAGGCAAGAUGCCUCUUCUUUUAACAAACAGGUUGACUUGUUAACGAAGUAUCUGAAGGUGGUUUUAGAACCCAUUCCUUAUGUAUUUUACUGGCGUCACAGAGGGUUUUGGCGUUGUAGAUCACGUUUUCUUGCUCGGGAUGGUGUUCAUUUAAACAAACUCGGACAUUAUAAAUAUUUUCGCAGUUUGAGAGGCGCAGUUCUUAGAUGUAUACGAAUUUUCUCAGGUCGUUAACAGCAGUAAUGUUUUCCCAUGUAUUUGCCAGUUCCCUAAUUUUGAUAUUUGUUGCUCUUUACCAAGCCGAAUGUUAUGCAGCCUUGCCCUUUGUUCACUUGUUGUUGGAAAGUAAUUUCCUACUUAUAAGCAGGCUUGCUACUUUGUUCAUGCACGGUUUAAAUACCGUGUUUAUUUUUGCGGCUUUGGUUAUGUUAUUUUGUGCUUUCGCUUUACCAUUUUGAGUGUACAACCACUUUUGACCGCCCCCUUUUUUGGGAGGUGUGUCCAAUGCACUCGGUAUCAGUGAUUAUGCACGUUUUUUCAUGGAACUUGGCUUUUUUCUAGACUGUUACUGCUGUCUUAUCUAUCGUAUUUUGUCACUUAUAUUUUUCAAUUUCUUUUGUAGCUACGUCGGGCCUGUUAGGCUAUAUAUAUCUUGAACUGCCUCUCCCAAGUGCUAAGUAAUUUUGCAGACAACAAUGGCUCGCGGGGUAUAUUCGUAUCCCCUGCAGUGCUGUUAAUUGUCUCAGUCUUGUUUAUUUUUGCCAGUUUCAGUAGUCUUUUUUGUAAAAAAUGCCUCCGCGAAAACGACCAGCAACUCAAGCUACAGCGCCCACCGCCAUUCCAUCCGUUCGCCCCAACAAGCGAGCCAGGCGGCCAAGACUGCGUCCUGAGGAGGCGCCCACUGUUCAUGAGAGCACUACAACUGAGCAGGCUAACGUGAUUGCUUCAAACCCUUCAAGUUCAUCCCCAGGCACAGUGUCCGUGGAUGUCGACGCAAUCACCGCUACCAUUUCUGCCGUAAUUACACAAGCAGUAAAGACGGCCUUCUCGCCUGAGAAAUUGGCUUCGCUGCUCGACAACAACUCCCCAACGCCAGUAGUUACGCAAGCGCCAACUGGACUUGUUGAACAGGCUGUGGAUGACGACGUCCAUGUCAUCACCAAUCCUCAGUCAGGUAUUGGAGCAGUUGAUCCUUUAGACUUAGUUAACACAGGUCCGUAUGAUCAACGACCACAAGUUCAAUUCACCAGUGUUUCUGUCCCUCUCACUUCGAGAGUGAGUUCCAAAAUCAAAGCACAAAUUUGGGCGAAUGAAUAUAUUAAUUUCGGGUCGUUAUUGUCUGAUUCACCUCAGCAGGAGGGGAAAUCCUCAUUAUCUAUGACACCGUCAGUCGCCGGUUCUUCCAGUCAGCCU